This is a messenger RNA of Trifolium pratense (red clover), 1091 nucleotides long. RefSeq names its product short-chain dehydrogenase reductase 3b-like. The coding region runs from base 218 to 1003 and encodes 261 amino acids. The transcript is spliced from 2 exons. Gene Ontology annotation, molecular function: oxidoreductase activity. The record is from RefSeq and is a predicted model, not a curated record. Lineage: Eukaryota; Viridiplantae; Streptophyta; Magnoliopsida; Fabales; Fabaceae.
GGUUUUGGAGAAAUAUGAUUGGGAAGGUCUAUUUCAUCUCAACCACAUGUAUAAAAAAUUAGAAACACAAUUUUAAUUUAUUUUUACACAUGUAAAUCUUGAUGUAGUCUAUUCAAAACAAUAUGCAAAUCUUUGAAACAAACUAAGGUAUAUAAGUAACAAGAUUGAGAGCACAAAAUUCAUAAUUCAAAGCCAAAACUAAUUCAUUUGAUCAUCAAUGUCAAAACUUAGUAGGUUGGAAGGUAAGGUUGCUAUAGUGACAGGGGCGGCAAGCGGAAUAGGAGCAGAGACGGUGAAAACAUUUGUCGAAAAUGGAGCAUUUGUAGUUAUAGCAGAUAUUAAUGAUGAAUUAGGCCACCAAGUUGCAACUUCAAUUGGGUUAGACAAAGUGAGCUACCACCAUUGCGACGUUAGAGAUGAAAAACAAGUUGAAGCAACCGUAGCAUUCGCCUUAGAGAAAUACGGCACAUUAGAUAUUAUGUUCAGCAAUGCUGGAAUUGGAGGAGCUAUACAUAGCAUACUAGAACUUAAUCUUAAUGAAUUUGACAAUAUGUUGGCCAUCAAUAUUCGUGGAUCGGCUGCAUCUAUCAAACACGCCGCGCGUGUCAUGUUGGAAAGAAAAAUACGCGGAUCCAUAAUUUGUACGACCAGUGUAGUUGCCGCUAUUGCUGGAAGUACCGGUCAUGAUUACACAACAUCUAAAAGUGGUCUUUUAGGCCUUGUUCGCUCGGCGUGCGGUGAGCUUGGAGCUUACGGAAUCAGGGUCAAUUCAAUUUCGCCGUACGUUGUUGGCACACCUCUUACAUGUAGUGAACUGAACAUGGAGGUGAGUGAAGUUGAAGCUAUUGGGAUUGGUUCUUCUAAUUUGAAAGGAAUUACAUUGAAGACUACUCAUAUUGCAGAAGCUGCUUUAUUUCUUGCAUCAGAUGAAUCAGCUUAUAUUAGUGGACACAAUUUGGUGGUUGAUGGAGGUUUUUCUGUCAUUAAUAGUUGUGUUCCUUAGUAUUACAAAAUAAAUUAUUCAUUUCUUUGAAUGCAUCCAAAAUAAAAUACUCCCAUAAUAAUAAAGAAAUUAACAAUUACUCUCCUUA